This is a messenger RNA of Lichtheimia ornata, 1446 nucleotides long. RefSeq lists its product as uncharacterized. Lineage: Eukaryota; Fungi; Mucoromycota; Mucoromycetes; Mucorales; Lichtheimiaceae. The transcript has 7 exons. Gene Ontology annotation, molecular function: protein serine/threonine kinase activity; ATP binding. The coding region runs from base 1 to 1446 and encodes 481 amino acids. The record is from RefSeq and is a predicted model, not a curated record. Gene Ontology annotation, biological process: intracellular signal transduction; peptidyl-serine phosphorylation.
AUGCAAUCUUCUUCUCCCUUCAACUCAUCCUCUUCCUCACUCGACAUGACACAGCAUCCCGAGGUUCCAUUUGUCCGAUCGACAGAAGGGUUUCCACGAAGUGCUCUCGAUCGUGCAUCUGCUGCCAAGCUACGACUUGAACACAACUACAAGGUGUCGUUGCAACAAGCUAUUGAACGUAAACAAAGGCGAUUGGAUGUGGAGAAACGAUUACAAGACGAGCAAUGUAGCCAAGAAAAGAAGAAUCGACAACUUCAAUCUUUGGGACGUAAAGAAUCACAGUAUCUACGAUUGCAACGUACACGGCUUGGAUUGGAUGACUUCAUCACUGUCAAAGUGAUUGGCAAAGGUGCAUUCGGCGAGGUUCGAUUGGUACAAGCAUGUGAUACCGGCAAGAUUUAUGCAAUGAAGACUUUACGUAAAUCCGAAAUGAUGAAAAAGGAUCAGCUUGCCCAUGUUAAAGCUGAGCGUGAUGUAUUGGCUGAAUCCGAUUCUCCUUGGGUGACCCAGCUGUACUUUUCAUUUCAAGAUUCUCAGUACCUGUAUCUUAUCAUGGAGUUUUUACCCGGUGGUGAUUUGAUGACCAUGUUGAUCAAGUACGACACAUUCAGUGAGCCUGUGACACGAUUUUACAUGGCCGAGAUUGUAUUGGCAUUGGAAGCGGUACACAAGCUUGGUUUUAUUCAUCGGGAUAUCAAGCCUGACAACAUAUUGAUUGAUCAAGGAGGACACAUCAAGUUAUCCGACUUUGGCCUAUCGACAGGUUUUCAUAAGACGCAUCAUUCACAAUACUAUCAGCGACUCUUUGAGGGUGCACAAAAUACGAGUGGGACCGAGAGUAUCCAUCUGACGACCAAGGAAAAGAUCGCAACAUGGAAAAAGAAUAGGAGAGGCAUGGCGUAUUCAACAGUGGGCACACCUGAUUACAUUGCACCCGAGAUCUUUUUACAAAAGGGCUAUGGCCAAGACUGUGAUUGGUGGUCGCUUGGUACCAUUAUGUUUGAAUGCUUAUGCGGCUAUCCACCAUUUUGUUCCGAUCAUCCUCAUGAUACCUAUCGCAAGAUUAUGAAUUGGCGUGAGACUCUCAUUUUCCCAGAUGACCAGCCACUAAGCCGUGAAGCUGAGGACUUGAUUCGGAGAUUGGUCUGUGAUUCUGAAUAUCGUUUGGGCCGGAAUGGUGCCGAAGAGAUCAAAGCACAUCCAUUCUUUGCUGGUGUCAAUUGGGCUACUUUGCGAUCUGAACCUUCUCCCUACGUACCACAGCUUACUAGCAUUACCGAUACCAGCCAUUUCCCAACCGAAGAGCUCGAGGCUGUUCCCGAGGCUGUAGAUACCAGCAUGAUGCAAGUGGACCACACGGAUACAGUGAAUGCACAAAAGGAUUUGGCGUUUGUUGGCUACACAUUCAAGCGUUUCGACUACUUGACAAAAAAGAAUAUACUGUAG